Penaeus vannamei (Pacific white shrimp) is the source of this 2650-nucleotide messenger RNA. The record is from RefSeq and is a predicted model, not a curated record. Lineage: Eukaryota; Metazoa; Arthropoda; Malacostraca; Decapoda; Penaeidae.
GGCAACACUCGCUCCCACGUUCCCUCCGACGCCAUCUAGGAAAAAGAUGUCUGAGGAAGCGGACGGUCCGGACGCGAUCAAGGCGGCUCCAGGAGAGUCAGGAAACGUAGAUGGCGACAGUGAAGGAGGUUCGGGCCCGCCCAUGGCCAUGCGCGGCGGGCGAGGGGGUUUUAGAGGAAGAGGGCGAGGGUUUGGACCCAUGGGCCCGAUGGGACCCAUGGGGCCAAUGGGACCGAUGGGCCCAAGAGGACCUGGGGGGCCUGGUGGACCACCAGGCCCCGGUGGCCCUCGCUUCAGAGGCCGAGGAGGACCCGGCUUCCGACCCCCUCCCCCAGGGUUCAGGGGCCCCCCACCUUUUGGUCCCAGGGGACCGCGAUUUGGCCCACGUGGACCCCCACCUCCAUAUGAUCCCAACUGGGGGCCCAUGCCACCCCCUCCACCUGGUAUGGGGGGGCCAAUGGGACCUCCUGGUAUGCCUCCCAUGGGGCCAAUGGGUCCGAUGGGCCCCAUGGGGCCACCCGGACCCUGGGGACCAAUGGGGCCACCAGGUCCUGGGGGACCACCCAGCCAGCAGCCCAACCAAAAUCAACAGAAUUCCUUUGGUGGAAUGGACCUAAGUGGAGAGAUCUGGGUUGAGACCAAGACAGGUGAGGGCAAAUCCUAUUACUACAAUGCACGCACGAGAGAAACCACAUGGACCAAGCCAGAGGGUGAAGGGGUCAAGAUUCUCACACAGCAAGAGGUUGAAGCUAUGGCUCAGGCAGCAGGAGUGACACCGGGCAGCCAGGGGGGAAAUAACAGUGGGCCACCAAACUCAGGUGCAGGAGCUAAUUCAGGCAACAGCAGUGGCAAUCAGCAGGGUCCAGGUGGUGGAAGCGGGGGCAACAGCAGCAGCAAUGGGCCCUCAAACCAAGAGAACGGGGACGAUGAUGGUGACGACAGUGAGAGUGGGCCAGGAGGCUGGCAGGGGCCCCAGGGACAGUGGGGGCCUCCUGGUGGGGGCAUGGGUCCUCCACCUGGUGGCCCACCCUUUGGGAUGCCACCAGGUGGCCCCUACCCAGGCCCAGGGGGACCGCCUCCCUAUGGCAUGCCUCCAGGACCUCCAGGUUUUGGCCCUGGUCCUGGUCCUGGUUGGAAUGGCUAUGGGCAUGGCAUACCCCCAGGUCCUCCCAUGGGACCACCUGGCUGGGGUAUGCCCCCUCCAGGCAUGGGAGGGAUGCCCCAGGGGGGGAUGCCAGGACCCAUGGGUGACCACCAGCAGCAACAGCAACAGCAGCCGCAGCAACAGCAGCAACAACAGCAGCAGCAGCAACCACAGCAGCAGCAACAGCAGCAGCAUGAGCCAGAAUCAUUGUCAGGGCCUGAUGGUAGCAGCACAGGCCCUAGCGGCAGUACCACCACCAGCGAGAGCUCGGUGACAAACAACAGCUCUGCCAUCGUGGUUCAAAGUAGCACAACUGUUGUGACACAGGGCGCACCUUCGUCUUCAGUAGACGACUCCAACCUAGACCCUGAGAUGGUUUCCCAGGCAGCCCACUGGACAGAGCACAAGGCCCCAGAUGGCAGAAGCUACUAUUACAAUUCUAAAACUCUGGAAUCUGUUUGGGAGAAGCCGCAGGCCAUGAAGGAUUUGGAAGCGGCAAGGUUAGCACUUGCACAGGGCAUCACAUUAUCAGUCAGUUCUGGCCCAGGAGCACCAGGCACAGAAACUAAGCCCAUACAGGAGACUACUGCACCCAAGGUGAAUGGGGACAGAGCAGAGUCUCCAGAUAACAAGGACACCCCCAUGGAGGUUGAUAAUGAUGAUUCAAAGGAUGCAGAUGCAGAUGAUCAAAAGAGCCAGCAGGACUUGAGCCGGCCAGUGUCCUCUCAGCCUGUGUCUGGAACCCCUUGGUGUGUUGUAUGGACAGGAGAUGGCAGGGUCUUUUACUACAACCCCACCACUAAAACCUCAGUCUGGGAGAAGCCACCAGAUCUAAUGGAUCGACCUGAUGUUGAGAAGAUGGUGAACAAUCCUCCUGCUGAGGUGGUCGGACUUAAGAACAAAGCUGAAGAACCCUCAAAAGAUGAGCCUGCUACCAAGAAAGCACGCACUGAUCAGACGCUCAUAACCUCAGCUGUGGCCACUACUCAGCCAGCCAUCAUUAGUCAAGUCAAAGAAGAUGUGAAGCGUAUAGACAUUGGCAAGGAAGCUGCUAUAGAGGCUGAGGUCAAGGCAGCCCGAGAGAGAGCAAUAGUGCCACUUGAAAUUCGCAUGAAGCAGUUCCGAGACCUUCUGGCAGAAAAAGGGGUAUCGGCUUUCAGCUCCUGGGAAAAGGAACUCUCAAAGAUAGUGUUUGACUCCCGAUACCUUCUGCUCACGUCCAGAGAAAGGAAGCAGGUCUUCGAGAAGUACGUAAAGGAGCGCGCAGAGGAGGAGAGGCGGGAAAAGCGUAAUAAGCUGAAGGAGCGGAAGGAGGAGUUCCGGAAGCUGCUGGAGGAAGCAGGGCUCAAUGGGAAGUCAUCAUUCAGCGACUUUGCAGCCAAGUAUAGCAAGGACGACCGCUUCCGCAACAUUGAGAAGAUGCGAGAAAGGGAGAGCCUCUUUGAUGAGUUCCUCCUUGAAGUGCGGCGCCGGGAGAAGGAGGAAAAGGCAGCUAAGCGUGAGCAG